This is a messenger RNA of Entamoeba invadens IP1, 1083 nucleotides long. RefSeq lists its product as hypothetical. The transcript has a single exon. NCBI's taxonomy places the organism in Eukaryota, Evosea, Mastigamoebida, Endamoebidae. Bases 1 to 1083 code for a protein of 360 amino acids. The record is from RefSeq and is a predicted model, not a curated record.
AUGUUGGGAGCUUUGAGUCAGCCGAUUCCAAAGGAUUUAGUCGCAGAAAUUCAGACAAUUAAAAAUAAACAAAUAAAAAAAAUCACGGAUCUUGAUAAUCAGGCAAAUGACAUCGAGAAAAAAAUGGACGAACUUUUUAACCAGGCUAAUAAGAUCCGCCUUGCCAAAACGAAGGCCAAAAUCAAUGACACAUUGACGCGUGCAGACAACAUCUUCAAAAAUCAGACAGAGAAUGAGGUGAGGGAGAUUGACAACCAUUGGAAACAAUUUUCGAAUGACACGUCGAAGAUUGUGGAAAAUCAACGAAAAGUAGCGGGAUAUACAAAAAAGAAUUAUUUGGCGCAAAAGAAACUUCUCAAAUUUUUGAAACAGCAAGUUGUUAAAGAAAAUGCUGCGUUAGAGGAGAAAAGGAAACAAAUGAAGAUUGCACGAGAGAAUGAGAUUAAGGAAUUGAAAACGAUCCAAACUGCGCUGAGGAUUGCCAAAAUGAAAGGUAUGGCGGAACGAGCAAAGGCUGAGGAGGAACGACACACAAUGUUGCACAAAGCGGCUGAAGAAGAAAAACUAGCGACUUUAGCUGAGAUAGCAGAGAAAAAGAAAACCGUUAAAAUGUGGAAACGAAAAAUUCAAGAAUUAAUUGCAAGUGAAAAAGAGCACCACCGAGUAUUAGAUGAGAUUGAGCUGGCGAAACGAAACGCUCGAAUAACGCAAACACGGAAAGAGGGGGUACAAAAGCUUCGAGAAAAAGAACAGCAAGCCGCACGAACCUCACAAAUCAAGGCAAUGAUCAGACGAAAAAUGGAGAAGGAAAGACUUCAAAAAUUCAAUUUGGAACUGUUCAAGAGAAGAUGCGAAGCACUCAAAAAGGCAUAUAACAAAAAACCAAAGAAGUUGGUUCAUCUCUGCAUCCCACAAUCGAACAUCAAGUUAAUGGGAAAAAUGAGAAAAUGCCUCCCAAUAUGGAAAGAAGACUUACCCAACCUCAAACAGAAACUCGACACAGCGGAUAAAUACAGAGUCAAAAUCGCUAAGAAAUCGACACAACCCGACCCACAAAUCGAACUGAUCGUCCCCGUUUACUAA